AUGGAGGCCACAGCAUUGUGUGGCAGCAGAGGACCUCCAUUCAGAAUGAAAGCAGCAGCAGCAGCAGCAGCUAUAUCACAUGCUAAUUCUUCACCUCUUCUAAUCAAAUCCAUGGCCUCCCAGAAGCCUUUGCCAUCAGCUGCCAAGACUGUUAGCUCUAGAAAGAGCUCAAAUGUCUUCCCCAUUGGCGAGCAAGGCCCUAGAAGCCGCCCUCUCGCAACCUCACCUCCAAUUAAGCUACUGACAAGGGUGGAGCAACUUAAAUUACUAACCAAAGCUGAGAAAGCAGGCUUACUUUCAGCAGCAGAGAAGUUUGGCCUCUCCUUGUCAACAAUAGAGAAACUGGGGCUACUCUCGAAGGCAGAAGAAUUGGGAGUCCUCUCAGCAGCUACAGACCCGGGAACCCCAGGGGCUUUGUUAAGCCUUAGCCUGGGACUGCUGUUUUUAGGACCCUCUUGUGCCUAUCUUGUGCCCGAGGAUUACCCUUGGGAGGUUGCUUUGCAAGUUGCAGUUGUUCUGCUUUGCGUAGCUGGUGGAUCUGCAGCCUUUGCAGCUUCAAAUUUUGUAUCCAACUUGCAGAAAUCAAAUUGAUUUUCAUUUGCCAAA
Populus nigra (black poplar) is the source of this 606-nucleotide messenger RNA. RefSeq lists its product as uncharacterized. Bases 1 to 591 code for a protein of 196 amino acids. Lineage: Eukaryota; Viridiplantae; Streptophyta; Magnoliopsida; Malpighiales; Salicaceae. The transcript has 2 exons. The record is from RefSeq and is a predicted model, not a curated record.